AGCUGCCUGUUGCCCAACAAGUCGACUGUGCUUUCGUGCCCAUCGAGGCGACUUCCAAACGACGCCAAGAUCCGCCGACUAGAACGGGUCUGAAGAGGAAGCAAAUGGCGACUGGCCCGCCUCCAACGGAUGCCUUUGUCCAGGGUCUUGCAGCUCCGGCCUCGCCCUUGCAGGGACAACCUCUGGACUUGGUCGAGCAGUCCAGCGAGGCUACAAAAUACGACGAUGAUGUUAUGCGCCGCCAGGCUACUCCCCAACAUCGUCUCCAAGGAGGUGCAAGUGCCGUCGAUGAAGAGGGAGAGGAGGGCGAACUGGCAAAAGCCGGUGGUGAGGAGGACGACGAGGGCAAUGAAGGAGAUGCGGAUGGUGAAGACGACAACAUGGACAACGACGGGAACGUUGGCGGUGAUGGAGUCGAAGAGAACCGCUUCUCCCACUGCGAGCGACGACGCAAGGACCACAAUGCGCAGGAGUGGCAUGUUGACGACGCCUUCGACAUUGGUGAUGCACGCGCCAAAAAGUGGCAAAACUUCCCGAGGGCCUCCAUGGGAAAGGCGUGUGAGAAGGCGUUUGUGAAACAGACGCUCGAGAACCAAUACAGUAAGGGUUGGAGUAAUAAACUUCGGGGGUACAUGAACCUCGCCACGUCCACCGACGUAGUAUGGUCACUGGUGGAGAGAUUCUUCGCAAUAUUCGAGGAAGGUAAGCUACCAAUUGGUGAUGGCAAGAUCCCGCUUGACAUGCCCGGGACAAUGGAGGGGCGCCUGUCAGGACUGUACACCGACGAAAGCAAGGGACAAAGGAUAUUGUACCAUUGCAUAUACGCAAGAGAUAGUCCCGAAGGCUCCACCGUGUCCCAAAAGGAUCUGUGUCCUUUGUACUUCAAGAACUUCGGGGACAUGACAUGCCGCGAGAGAGAAGUCGCGCUGCUCCUGCUCAUGAAGGGAAAGGUGGUGGUAACGAACGUCAAAGUCUCACCUCCAAGAGUGAGCACUGAGUGUCUCCUCGACAUCAUGCACAAAGAGAGAUACAUGGUUCGCCUGUUCAACUACGUUGUGUUCCACGCUGAGGGGAGGGCAGAUGACGAAUGGAACGACGACUUCUUCAUGUCGUGCAAGGACCUCGAAGAGAGGUAUGGACCAAAAAGGCUCUGCGCAACUGAAUGGGACACGGAACGAGAGAAGUUGCAUAGCAACAAAGUGAAGAUGGUUCCUCGACGACUUGGAGGAGUGGAGGAGGUUAGGCAAGGUGCGGGUUUGGGGCUUAUGGAAACAAUGUACAAGGAGACUCGGAGUCCGUUUCACUUCAAGGUGUUCAUGUAAACCAUCAUCGAUAUGCUUAAUAAUCAUUUGCUUUGAGUGGAGGUGAAACGAAUCGCCUCCAGCGCA
Messenger RNA from Chara braunii, 1388 nucleotides. NCBI's taxonomy places the organism in Eukaryota, Viridiplantae, Streptophyta, Charophyceae, Charales, Characeae. The record is from the annotation of a GenBank genome assembly.